This is a messenger RNA of Vicia faba (fava bean), 860 nucleotides long. NCBI's taxonomy places the organism in Eukaryota, Viridiplantae, Streptophyta, Magnoliopsida, Fabales, Fabaceae. The record is from the annotation of a GenBank genome assembly.
AUGGCUGAUCCAGCUCGCGAUGAGCAGAACGUCCGUGUCGCCGACACCAAUAACGGCACGGCGGACAAAAACGGACACCUCGAUAACCCCGGCGACCCCGGCCAUAGUACCAUUCCUGUGACGACCGCCCCUGGAACUUCCUCCUACAGGGACGAGGCUACUGCAUCAUCCUCCCCGCUCCCACCACCACUUGAAGACGACCCGACGGCGCUCGCUCAUUACAGAGCUGCCCGGUUCCAUGAAGUCCCAGUUCCCGCCGGGGCAGAUGCCACGACUCAGGCACUGUUCGCGGCCAUUAAUCAGACAAACUAUCUCAUCUUCGCCCAAGGAGAAAGACUAAGGGCGCUUGAAGAUGACCGAAGACCCCCGAGGAGGCAUCAGAGGCCACACUCUCCACCUCCUCGGGUCACAGAAGUUCGACACCCUUCUCCCCCGCGGAGACACUACAGGGAGAACUCCAGAAGCCCCUCUCCCCGGCCAAAGCAGAGGCGACCCUAUUUGGAGAGACAACCCGUCAACCCUGCCGGAGAACCCAGUCGCGACCUGGCAAGGCACGACAAGAGACACGCCGGAGACGGGCGCGUAACAUUCACCCAACGAGCAUCACGCUCGAGGGAGACUCAGCACGACCACGACCGCCGUGCCAGACAAUGCUACAGGUCCCCAUCUCUGUCUCCGGAGAGGAGCGACGAGGACGACCCCCGCGGUCCCCUGUCGCAGGUCAUCAUGGAUGCACCCAUCCCCCCGGGCAUGGAGAAGCCCCCACAUCUGAAGGAGUACGAUGGAGUCGCGGACCCGGUCGACCACAUUGACGGGUUCGAGGCUAUGCUCCAUUAUCAUAAUGUCGGGGGGCCCAUCAA